Messenger RNA from Ruditapes philippinarum (Manila clam), 5623 nucleotides. RefSeq names its product sodium/hydrogen exchanger 10-like. Gene Ontology annotation, molecular function: sodium:proton antiporter activity. The record is from RefSeq and is a predicted model, not a curated record. Gene Ontology annotation, cellular component: membrane. The transcript has 28 exons. NCBI's taxonomy places the organism in Eukaryota, Metazoa, Mollusca, Bivalvia, Venerida, Veneridae. Gene Ontology annotation, biological process: proton transmembrane transport. The coding region runs from base 249 to 4475 and encodes 1408 amino acids.
UAGCAUAUUAAUCUGGCAUUUACUCAUAUUAUAUCAUACAGGCCUUUCGUUGUUAAAUGCGAAAUAAGAUGACAUCAAAUUAAUAUAUAAGUAUAUUUGUCACCGCUGUAAGGACUGAUGUUCAGUACAUGUAUAUAAUAUUUAUAUCGCGUUUUGAUCUUGGAUAUUUUACGAGGAACUAACGAACUUUUUAAACUGUCCUGUGCUUUGAUAAUCUACAGGUGGUUUUGUAGCAAUUUGGGUGAAAGAUGGCGAAUGAUACGAAUAUAACGAUUUAUCAUCACUACCAUACCAUGGAACACGAUUCGGCAAUUAUCAUGUUUAUUUUUGGCAGCUGUGCCGUUGGCGCUUUGACUCGGCGUGUGAUACAGGGAUUGAACCUCCGCUUACCUUACACAGUGGUUCUUCUUGUUCUCGGCGUGCUGUUUGGGCUUCUGUCAUCUCGCUAUCCGAGCGUACACGUGUAUGCACGUGUUGUGGAGACGGACCCACAUCUAAUACUGAGUAUUUUUCUACCAGUGUUGAUAUUCGAGUCAGCGUUUGCUAUGGAAGUGCACACGUUUAUCAAGGCAUUCGUGCAAGUUGUGCUCCUUGCCAUACCUGGAUUAUCAUUAGCAUCAUUCCUGACGGCAAUCUUGGCUAAGUACAUGUUUACAUACAACUGGGAUUGGUACCAGGCUAUGAUGUUUGGUUCGAUCCUCAGUGCCACGGAUCCGGUUGCGGUCGUGGCUCUACUCAGAGAUUUAGGGGCUUCCAAACAGUUGGCGAUGGUUAUUGAAGGAGAAGCGCUUUUAAAUGACGGUGCUGCCAUUGUAUUCUUCAACGUUUUCCUCAGACUGGUCACCAGCGAACAGGGAACCACGGGAAGUGACAUAGUUGUAUAUUUUAUACAAGUGGCAAUAGGCGGUCCAUUUGUGGGUUUUAUAAUGGCGAAAAUCACAUUAUUUUGUUUGUCGAAAAUUUUCAACGACGCCAUAGCUGAGAUCACCAUUACUCUGGCAUCUACCUACAUCACUUACUAUGUUGUUGAGGAGUUCUGCAAGAUGUCUGGUGUGUUAGCUGUUGUUGUUUUAGGUCUAGCAAUGAAUUCAGAACGUACCAUGAUCAGCCCCGAGGUGGAGACAUUCCUCCAUCGGUUUUGGGAGACUCUUGCUUACCUUGCAAACACUUUGAUCUUCAUCAUAGUCGGUAUCGUCAUCUCUGAGAAAGCCAUCUUCGAAAUCCACGGAAUCGACUGGUUUUAUAUGUUCUCUUUGUACUUUGGUUGCUUUGUCAUCAGAGGUUUUGUUAUAGCCUUGUUUAGCCCAAUAUUGAAGCACACAGGGUAUGGUUUAACAUGGAGAGAGGGUACUGUUAUGACGUGGGGAGGGUUAAGAGGAGCUGUAGGAUUGGCCCUUGCAUUACAAGUUGCUCAUCAUGACCGGAUAGACCAAGAGACUGUAGGAAACAGGGUUUUGAUCCAUGUUUCUGGUGUUGUCUUUCUAACAUUACUCGUGAAUGCUACAACUAUAUAUGGACUACUAGAAGUUUUAGGUAUGAGUGAUUUGUCUCCGGCCAAACGUAUGGCUAUGGCUAAUGCUCUUCGACACUUACAGGAUCUUCGGGAGAAAACAUUGAAUAUGUUAAAAACGGACAGAUUUUUAGCUGAUGCUGAAUGGGAAACUGUUGAGAAACAGACAGAAGUAGUGGAUCCCUACAAGACAAGCGAUGAAGAGUUUGAAGAAGAAAUGGCACAGGUCGAGGACUCUCUUGAUAUCAAACAGAACACGUGCUGUUCGGAGUGUGAGGCGCAGCUACCACCUCAAUAUUCUCGUAAAGAGCUCCGAGAUAUGACUAAUGAGGCAAUUCUGCGAAUGUUGAAGGCUGAAAAGAUGAGUUACUGGCGACAGUUCGAACAUGGAAUGUUGUCAAGAGAUGCAACAAGAAAACUUCAAGAGUGUACAGAAAUAGCUUCUGACCACAAAGGAAAAUUCAUCGAUAUCGAAGACGUUAAGAAAAGUUGGGAAAUACCAUCCGUUUAUCCUAAAUUGAAAAGGAUGGUAAAGAGAGGAAUAGCAAAAACUGAAGUAGAUAUUGACAAAGACUCUAAGCUGUGGCCUCUAUUCCGUAUGGAGCGACACAAGGCCUUCUAUAUCGUUGUUUACACUAUAAUCAUUAUUGACAUGAUCAACACUGCUUUUGCAAUCACCAGUGAGUAUCACGAACACUUCUUCGAUCAGAAAAACGUCUUCAGGAGUAUCAACCUUGUCUGUGUAAUUUUGUACAUUGUCGAGUUACUGCUUAAAGUUGUGGUUCAGAAAAAGGCUUACCUUACUAACACCUGGCAUAUUCUGUGUAUUGCCAUCAUUCUGAUAGGCUUGGCAGACGUAUUUCAGAGCUUUAUAUUACCAGCUAUAUAUGGGGAGUUACACGGAUCAGUACAUGUGGUCUCCCUUGUCUUUAUUAUCCUGAGAACUAUCAGAGCUUUGAGGCUCCUAGAGCCGACGAUGCCAUAUGUACUGACGUUUGUCAAAACCCGUAUGAGUCAACAUUUGAGUUAUGGUUUCGAUGUCGGUCGUGGAUUCGUUGCCGGCGAGGAGGAGGUCCGGAAGUUGGUAGAUCAUAUGUCAGAUCACAAAGACAUUGCAAAAUCUCUAAAACAGAUGAGUGAUAAUAGUAGACUGGACGUGAUUCGAUGUCUAGGCAUGUUGUCAAAACAGCACCCUGAUAUCGCCCUCUCUAUAAAAACCCGGCAGGCAAUCCGCAGUGUACUAAAUCAGCUACGAGAUGGUAUACACGAACUUCUUACAGAUGGUAUCCUAGAGGAGGCAGAAGGACACAAACUUGAAAAGAAAGUAGAAGAGCGUAUGAAGAGAUUGCAGUCAGCACCGCCAAGUCUCCCAAUACCUCCUCCAGACAAAAUGUUGAAGAAUGUGUCAUGGUUACGUAACGAUAAGGAGUUGAUGGAGUAUAUUAAGGAAAAAGCAAAGUUACUAAGUUUUGACUUUGAUGACAUUAUUAUGAGGGAGGGUGAUCCAGCAGGAGGUAUCUACGUGAUAAUAUCAGGAAUGGUCAGGUUAGAAUCUUCGAAUCCGUCGGGGAAACCUGUUCUGUCACUUCAAGAGAAGCCUUCGGGAACUACUAUACAAAUUAAGACGUAUGUGCUGGACUUUAUGACAUCCGGUAAUAUUAUAGGUGAGAUGGGGUUGUUGACUCACAAACAUAGGUCUGCAACGGUCAUUUGCGAAACCUCUGUGCAGCUGUUAUAUGUAAGCUUGGAGGAUAUGGAAUACGCCAUGCAGAAGUUCAACAAAGGUGACGAACCUCUCGAAUAUAGGUUAUGGCACGUGUGUGCAAACCGUAUUGCUGCAAAUAUUCUCAUGAAACAGUCCGCUUUCCAAGGGUGGACAAAGGAGAAGAUAAAGCUGAGGCUAGAGAACAGUUACCUGGCUAGUACGUCCAACAGACAGUUCAUUGUUGACUCGUCCAUGUCAGAUGUUGUUUUGAUAAGUGGUUCUGCGAAAAACCCAUUUUCUGAUGAGAUAUUUGACGGUCCUUGCUAUGUUCCCUGGACAGUGUUUAAACUUGAACUCAUUUCAGACGAGGAAGUGACCCCGGUGGUCAUUCUGGUAAUACCCACUGAAGUAGGUCAACCAAUACAUGCUCCGGGUAAAAAGGCUGAUCAACAAAGAGGACACGGUGCUUUUAUAAACAACCUGAGUCAGUUAUGUCUACGCCAUGCUUCGAAACACAGAAUCAAUGUUGAAUCGAAGUGGAGGAAAGUACAGAAUGCCAAAAGUCUGGGAACAUUGUUCAAACAGCACAAACUGAUUGGAAAUGAUGGGAUAGGAUCUCAUGUGAGAUAUGAAAAUGGAGCCCCAAGCUACGCGCUUCAACAUAGGACAUCUGUCCCAAUUUCACUAGAUGGACGUUCAAAUAGAGGCUACUCUCCGGAGCGAACUGAAAUAUCCGCCUCGUCUUCUUCGGGGGAUUCUCAUUCAACAGCAGAAGAAGGCAAGGUUGAUAUCAAACUGCAUUCUCCCGGAAAAGAUCUGUCCUCAUCACCUUCUCUUCAGAGAAGAUUAUCGACAGGCUGGUCCCGGUUGAAACGCCGUCUCAGUUCUGAUCAUACACACACCGGAAGUAGUACCACGGAGUCUUCUGUGCAUUCGUUUGAAUCGACAGAAAUACUUCCAGAUGACCUUGAUUACAUCGAAGGAGGAGAUAUUGUACAAGAGCACGCGCCACAUCACGUGGGAACUAGUUCUUCACAGAUUCACGAUUCGAAUGUAAACGCUCAGGCCAGGCAUUCCUUAUUUCCGGUUGAAGAAGAAAAGACAGACACCGGCAAUGAAAACAACGCCGCCGACGGUGGCUCAAGUGCUAAAUCACCUUUAAAAAGAAUGAACGCCGUCCAACACGUUAACGGUAUAGAAAAUGAUACUGAUUCAACAAAGGCAGUAUUGACCCCCGUUUCAGACGACACACAUUUUUAAACAGGGGCGGUAAACAGUUAUCUCCUGUAUGACUAGGUUUAAAAAGAGUUGUUUCUCUUACACCAUAAGAUAGAUAUAGCACAUGUUGCGAUUUUUCUACGCAAGCAUAUAUCACAAAAACCUAUUACGGACUUAUGCAAAUAUAUGUGAUUAUAUUACUAGAUAGUUUAGAAUCGUGUUAAUUGUAGAUUUAUUUUUGAAAUACUUUAUAACCUUUUUCUUAAUUUUGCUUAUUUUUUAUUUCACGCACAUGUUAUAAAGUAGAGGAAAAACCAAUCAUUUCUGCGUGCAUAUCGCUGUUUACUCUAUGCUUUCACGCACGUGAACGCCUGUGCAUCUCUAAAGACUGGAGUAUAAAUUCCUAUAGUUAAAAAAUAUCAAGCAAAAAAUAAUGCAUUAGAGGGUUAGGCCGAUUGGCGACAGAAAGUUGGCCCAAAUCACAAAGAAACCUUUUGAGAAAUGUUCCCUUAAUUAAUUUAGUUGUUUGAUAUAAUGUUUUCAAACUUUCCACUUGAUGUUGUAAGAAGAACAUGUUAAUUAAUCACUUAAACACAAGCAUUUUGAGUUAUUUUUAUUUAAGUUUUACAUGUUUUUAACAUAAUUUUUCUUUCUUUUGUCAGGUUUUAAUAAUUCCUCUAUUAAAGACCGGUCUUCGGCCCCCCAAUACUGAAAAGUUCACGUCCCCUUAUUUUAGAGCCAGGCUCCUUAACAACUAGGUUAUCUUUUCCCUUGAAUAUAUUCUACGGCUGAAACCAGCUGAACCAAGUCCCAUCAUAAUACAUUUAUAACCUAAACUAUUGUUGUCUUUUACAUUUUUCCUGAUUAUGCGGUUACUUGUAAACCUUUUAUUCUUCUCGACAUUGAAGACGAAAAAAGACAUCAUUUUUUGUGCUAGGAUAUAUAUUUCAAUGAAUCUGAAAUGAUGUUAUUUUUUACAGAAUAAGUAGACACAUAUGCAAAUUGAUACUGUCAUCCCAGCACUACCACGGGAUGAGGUAGUUACAGCUGAUAAAUGAACAAUUUUACUUACUUAUCACAUUUCGUUAUUGCCAUGUUUUAUUACUUUGAUUUAGUUUGUGAAACUCUUCCAUGGCAUGAACAUAUGGUACAAUAUUAUAUUUGUAAGUUAUCUAAAUAAAUUUUUAUUU